AAAUCACCAAUUCCUUACCUUACAAAGACCGCGAGUCAGUCCCAAUACAUGUUCUUCUCUUCCUACGACGGACCCAUCAGAAAACUUUAACGCAACAUAUCGCCAUUUCACAACGUCAAAGCUAAGAUCAACUUACACUACCUCAAGGCCAUGGACAGUCAGGACUCAUCUUCACCAACACCACCGCGAUACCCUCGGGUGACAAUUGAGUUCUGCACACAAUGCAAAUGGCUACUGAGGGCCGCCUACUUUGCUCAGGAAUUGAUGUCGACGUUUUCGACUUCUCUUGGUGAAGUAGCACUGCAACCUUCGACAGGAGGAACAUUCAUCGUGAAUUUACAAACAGAGCGUCGGGGCUCGGUACAAGGUUCUAUAGCCUCGAUAAAUCAACAUGUCCUCUGGGAUAGGAAGGCCGAAGGAGGAUUCCCUGAAACGAGAGAACUGAAGCGCCGAGUGAGAGAUGCCAUAGACCCGAAGCGUGAUCUUGGUCAUGUAGACGGGAAAAAGAGUACCUCGUCAAGAUCACAACCCUCCAGCCAGCAAGGCUCCGAGCCGUCAUCUCUAGAGCCUGCGCCCCAGAAUACCACUGGCAUAAACACGCCUAUCCCAAGGGCCAUCAACCGUCUUCAAUCUCCUCUGGGUAGCAAUGAGAGGAAAUUCACGCCGAUGGAUGUUGAUGUUGCCUCGAGGCCGACUUCCAGUAAAGGAGAUGCUGGAGAGGGAGCUAUCAAUCAGGAUGCUGGGGAGUUUGUGAACUCUAGAGGGAAGAUUCAGGUCGUUGGGGAGACUAUUGGAGGGUUUUGCAAGCCAGGAGAAGAUUGUGAGGAUUGUGCUUAGAUUUUGAUUCAUCUCGGGUGUCAAUUAAGUCACGUAAAUUCACAUCUACUGCAGAUUCGUGGCUGUCUUGGGAGAAACGUAAUGUCCCGGUGUGCUUCCGAAGAUUUAUGAUAUGCCCACUUAUCUCUGUACUCCUGUUGCUUCGAGUUGCAUUGGCAGUG
Molecule: messenger RNA, 998 nt
Organism: Cadophora gregata
Lineage: Eukaryota; Fungi; Ascomycota; Leotiomycetes; Helotiales; Ploettnerulaceae
Exons: 6
Coding region: 151-837 (228 amino acids)
Source: RefSeq, a predicted model, not a curated record